AUGUGGCGUCGGCUCACAGCCUUCGCUUCGGUCCUUGUUGUGGCCUUCUGUCUGCUACACCCACCUGACACAAGUCCAUCCCAAUCGAUAUUCGACUUCAUAGAGGCAAUCAGGAAAGUAAGUCGUAUAAAAGUUAAUAGAUUAUUGAGACUUUAUAAAUCCAGCAUUUUUAGGAAAAAGCGGCAGUCUUAUCAGGAUUAUUUGGACAAUCUUGGUCGCGCUGACUACGAUGUUCGAAUAGAGGAAGGAUGGCAAAAUAUCCUCUACCCAUUUGGUGCAUGGGCAAUGGACGAACAGCUAAUGGGCCAAGCUGGACGAGAAACCCAAACGAAUCUCGGUUUUGAUUGUCCGUUCUUUGGUUUCAGAUUCAAUUACACUUUUGUUUAUCCCAUGGGUAUGAUUUCAUUUGCGAUGCCUUCGUUCACCACACCGCCAUGGACAUUUCCAAACCCAGCGUGGCCGAAGCAACGAGAUCACUCCUUCAUCGCUCCGUUCUAUGCUGAUGCGAUGUACCAAUGGAUCGGGAACACAAAAAUCAGCAACACUUUCUAUAGGAGUGUUCAUCGUCCCAGGCUAGACGAUGACGAAGUUUACAAUAGCAACAACCCAAACAGCUACGGUACCAACCAGAACAACCCACAGCAACAAUACAACCAGCCGGUGCAGUACGGUCAGACGUUGAACACGAAUCCACUCUAUGGCCAGCAGUUCGGGCAGAAUGUCUAUCAACCACAGCAACCGUACAGGAAAAAACGGCAGAUGCCUGGGCGUAUCAGCCAGCCUGGAAUGGUUGUUGAUCCGUUGCUGUUGGAUAACAUCACCCAAACCAUUCAGGAGGGAUACACAGGUGCCAAUGGUUGGCGUGCAGAACAUGCUUUCAUCGUUACAUGGUAUCGGAUGGCCUAUGGAGGAGCCCCGAGAGCACUUGAUGUGUCACAGUUUGAGCACGUGAAAGACUGGCAGAAUACCUUCCAAUUGGUCAUCGCCACCGAUGAAAUAAGGACAUUUGCCAUCUUCAACUAUGCUCGGCUCAACUGGACAACUAGUAAUGAAGCCGGAGGUCUGAACGGUUUCGGAGGAAAGCAAGCUGCUGUGGCCGGAUUUAAUGGCGGGAACGGUACUGGCUGGUACCAACUACCGUACUCUGGACACGGACGUAUAUGGAAACUUGGCUACUUUUCCAAUGUCCUCACACCUGGCCGAUGGAUUCACCGUAUCGAUGAAGUGAUCAUACCAGCAGGAUGCACAAACGCAUCAACCGGAGGUAUGAUCACAGCACCUCCAUGGGGCCCUAUGCAAGGCGGUAUGGCUAUAAAUGUUUCGGGACCAUGUCUGAGGCCUAAUGAUAACAUCAAGGUCAACUUCGAAAAUUGGCAAGUGGACUGUAAACGUCUGAACCGAGUCAGAGCACGCUGUAUCAUGCCAAUGUUUCAUAAAACUGGUCUUGUCUCAGUUCGAAUGAGCCGUGAUGGUGGUCAAAGCUUCCCGUUCUUUGGAAAGUUCUACGUAGUUGUACCUGAUCGAGCACCUGCUCAAAUAUCGCUGAAGGAUGAUGUCGACGAUGUUAAUAAUCGAUGGUCUGUGUAUCAGCCGUAUGCCGAAACGCUUACGAUGUCUUGGCAAGCGUUGAAUUUAACAUAUAACUUUGGUGCACGAGUGGAUAUCAGUCUUUUCGGCUACUGGGAAGACGCAGAUCGGUCUCAUUUUGUCCAAGUGGACUAUCUAGCAAAAGGUGUUACCAAUUCCGGAUCGUACACAUUCAAGCCAGCCUCUCUUCAAAGGCAACCGCUGGUCAAGAAUGCUUGGCAAAAGUUCACAUUCGGAUUUGUGCGAGUAUCAUUGUCGGAUAGCGAAGAUGGGGUUUUAUGGAGCAAGCCGACGCCAUUCCCUUGGUACUACCUACCGGAUUGGAAGCAGCAUUAUGGCUUGAACUGGGCUUUGGACAUGUGUAUUGAGUGGUUCGAAUACGAUGGCAAGCGUAGAAACUUCCAGAUGGAUCUCACGCAGGAUACUCCUUGCCCAUGUAAAAUGUCUCAGGCUCUGCUUGAUCUUGGCAGAUACAUGCCAAUUAUGGAUUGCGAUAAAGACGGCGAUACAUCAUGUCCAGUCAACAAGGGGGCACAGCAUUGCAUCCAAGGAGUUCAGCCAAGUUCUGCUGGCUCAUCUCAACAGUGUUGCUAUGAUUAUGACGGUUAUCUCAUGUUUACUGAUGAUUGGGAACCAGAUGGUGACUAUAACAGAUUCUAUCAACCAGGAACACCGGCUCGCGCUCACAAGUUUGGUGCCUCACCAUUCCGACAGCCACCUUUCAUUCCAACCAUGUCAAACUACCAGCUAGAUCUUAUGCCGUACCGAACAUGCUGCACGUACGCUCAACAUUGUGAAUUCUAUUAUUGGCGUCGUAUGACGAACGGAUGUCAAGGUUACAAGGCACCAGCUGCAGGAUAUAUGUAUGGCGAACCACACGUAGUCACAUUCGAUGGUGCGAAAUAUACUUUCCCAGGAAAAGGUUAUUUCGUUUUGGUGAUGAGCGACGAUCCGACUCAUAAACUGAUGGUUCAAGUGCGAUUGGAGCAGCCGGACGACACGUUAUGGCACUCCCACGUGAAUGCGACUGUAAUCACCGGUAUUGCAGUUCAGGAAAAUGACAGCUCUAUAGUGCAGGUAGAGCACCAGUUCAAUAGUACACCGUCACACUAUCUGUACUGUUUAAGUACCAACAGUUCCGAAGUAUGUUCACAUGUGUCCAAGUAUGUUGAUCUCCGCAAUCCACUACAGAAUAUGAAUCAGUCUGAGAUAAUCAUAAUGCUGAAAUCUGGUAUCGGUAUUCAAGUACACGAAAGUUAUGGUAUGCUCGAUGUUUUGGUGUCACUUCCGCCAAGUUAUAAUACCACUUGCAAGCCAGGUGUCACGGCCUCUUCUUCGUUGAAUGCGGUGGACGGAACAGCCCGUUGUUAUACGACUUUAGGAUUACUAGGUACUUAUAAUAACGAUAUAAACGACGAUUUGACGUCAUCGACUGGUCAGGUUACUCGGUCGAGUGGAGACACAUUCACGGCUAGUACAACGCAAAUGAUCUAUGACCAGUUCGGAUCCACAUGGAGGGUGGACGGGAAAAACGACAAGAUUGGAGCGGUAUUAUUCAGCGAGCAAUUCAAACCAAUAUACAAUCCAUUACUAUUCGCUUCUACGGAUUACACGCCGGUGUUUUGGCCCCAAUAUCUGGACAUGAACGCUUCACGAGUCUUCACGAUGGAGCAGGUGACAAGUACCUGUCAAGGUGUACCACAAUGUGAGUACGACUACACAAUGACGGGGCGAAGAGAGGUAGGGCUCACUACGCUGCGAAAACAAAAGAACUUCUUUGCCAUGCAAAAAAGUGGUUCCAAACAGCUGAUAUCGUGCGGACCACUGCUCAAGAAGGAAGGUGUCGUUAAAACUCCUGCGAACGGGAAUUACCUCGACGGUGAUUCUGUGACCUUCUCAUGCAAACCAAAAUAUUACAUUCAUGGUGAUAUUGAGAGAACAUGCCGUAAUGGUACGUGGUCACCAGGAUGGUGGGCAUGGUGUCGAGAUCGCAAUCUUGAGUACGCCCUCAAAUGGAUGACUGCGCUACUGUCAAUUUUCGGCAUUGUCAUGGUGUUCGUAAUCUUCUUCUGUAUUCUGUGGAAUAUUCGGAGGAGAAAACAAAUGGAACAUACUCAGCGAAUCUUGGAAAAGGUGAGUUGCGCACACGUAGGGUGGACGCGGUUGCGAAGCGUAGAGACCAGAAUAAUCAGCAAUAUUCGACCGUUUUGGAGCCAACCGAAAUUCGUGGACGUGGAUUUGUGGGUGCUCCGUCAGUCGAACGACGCCAGUAUACCACUACUAUGCAGCCUACUGAGAUCCGCCGCGAGAUUGUUGGGGUUCCGUUUGUGGAGCAGCGUCAAUACACUAUGCAACCUACUCAAAUUCGUGAAGUAG
Molecule: messenger RNA, 3963 nt
Organism: Haemonchus placei
Lineage: Eukaryota; Metazoa; Nematoda; Chromadorea; Rhabditida; Trichostrongylidae
Source: the annotation of a GenBank genome assembly